Messenger RNA from Lolium perenne, 1109 nucleotides. NCBI's taxonomy places the organism in Eukaryota, Viridiplantae, Streptophyta, Magnoliopsida, Poales, Poaceae. The record is from RefSeq and is a predicted model, not a curated record.
GUACCGCAUCGCAUAUGUCGUAAUUUUCUUUUGCAUUUUAUACUCCGGCGGUUUUGUUUGGGAGCUAGCCCACUACGCAGCCGUACCUGAACUUUUUUUUACUGACUUUUUCUAAUCGAGGUGCGGUUUGGAGAUUGGAAUCGAGGUGCGGCGGCGACCGGUUUCGGGCCUGGCGGCCGCGGCGGGGUAGCGUUCGGCUGAAUCGGGAGCCAGGCGAGUAGGGGGUUGGUUCUGCGCUCUCGCUGGAGUCGACGACGCCGUGGCCGGCCGGCCGAAUCGGCGGCAUGGUGAGCAAGCGGGUCGUAGCUGCCGGUGGCAUCGGCAUCGCCCCAUCUUCUCCUUUCUCUACCACAAGUGCUGUGCUGCCUUCCGCCGGUCAUGCUGCGGCAGCCCGGCAAGUGGCGUCUCACAAACUCGGUCCGCGUUCAUCUUCGGUUCAGUCUAAAUUUUUCCGGUCUUCUUUUGUUGGCAGUGAGGAUUAUUCAAGCAUUGGUUGCUACUGAUGUUUCAGAUUAUUUUUACCUCCUAAUGAGGCAUCAAGGCGGGCGUCGAGAGCUUUCAACGGCGAGGGCGCAGGCGCGCGACAGCUGUAGUUGUCCUUGUCGGCCAAUGGUAGCAUUGCAUCGAGGCAGGCGGUGCUGCGGGAACUUUCGACAGCCGUCGGUGGCUCGUCGGCUGACGGCAACAUCAAGGAAAGUGGCGCUGCGAGAGGCGCCACGGUGUGGUGGGUGGCUGGCACAGCAGCGACCGGCGCGAGAAGCUUCACCACAUGGUGGGCCUGGACUGCGACGGAGUGGGACAGCCAGUAAUGUUCAAAAUAUUAAGAGGAACUGGGAUGUGUCCUUCUCCUGGGGUACACAUUGAAAUGUAGAGCUGCACCGCAUGUUCUGGUCUUCAGCGUCUAGACACCUAGUAGGAUGGAAAUAGAACAUCAAAGCAUAGUGUACUGGAGUUGUUGAUGUAACUAGAUAAUUUGCACUGACUGUAAUUUCUUACGUUCACGUAUUUCAUUUAUUUUCGAUAUGCACUUUAUUCUAUGGGCACAUGAGGUCAUUCCUGAAAUACCUAGAGACAUGUGUGCAUGUCGACAUAUGUUUUGUUUGCAUGAA